GAGUCUUACAUAAGAGAGUUGCAUAGUCUGCAGCUCUGUGCUGACUAUGGAAUAGGGACACAAGAACAAACCGUUGGCUGCUAUUUUACGCUCCUAAAACUCAUUUACACCAAACCAAACCAAACCACCAUCAAGCAAUGCUGGUGUCUUUUGGGGUGCGGUUAAUAUUGUACCAACAUCUACAUAUAGUUCUCAUCAUCUUAAGCUUUGUGGGACACGGAGAUGCGAGAGUCACGAGUACUUUUGUUCGUUCCGAAUGGCCUUCGACUGAUAUCCCUCUUGAAAAUGAAGCCUUUGCAAUUCCAAAAGGUCAUAAUGCCCCACAGCAAGUGCAUAUCACUCAAGGUGACUAUGAUGGAAAGGCUGUCAUAAUUUCAUGGGUUACAACUGCUGAACCAGGGCCCAGUAAAGUACAAUAUGGCACAUCAAAGGAUAACUCUGAGUUUACUGCUGAGGGCACAGUGACAAACUACACCUUUUACAACUACAAGUCUGGCUACAUUCAUCACUGUCUGGUUGAUGGUCUUGAGUAUAACACCAAGUAUUACUACAAGAUUGGAGUAGGUGAUUCUUCUCGUGAAUUUUGGUUUCAAACACCUCCAAAGAUCGAUCCAGAUGCUUCCUAUACUUUUGGAGUUAUUGGUGAUUUGGGUCAAACAUUUAAUUCUCUUUCCACUCUCGAGCAUUACAUGCAGAGUGGGGGACAGACUGUCUUAUAUGUUGGCGAUCUCUCUUAUGCUGAUAGAUAUACAUAUAAUGAUGUUGGUAUUCGAUGGGAUUCAUGGGGCCGCUUUAUUGAGCGAAGUACUGCAUAUCAGCCAUGGAUUUGGUCAGCUGGGAAUCAUGAAAUAGAGUAUAUGCCUAACAUGGGGGAAGUUCUUCCAUUUAAGUCAUAUCUGCAAAGGUUUUCUACACCCCAUAUUGCAUCCAAUAGCAGCAAUCCUCUUUGGUAUGCUGUCCGGCGGGCAUCUGCACAUAUUAUUGUCCUAUCCAGCUAUUCUCCAUUUGUGAAAUAUACACCUCAAUGGAUGUGGCUGCGAGAAGAGCUAAAAAAAGUGGAUAGAGAGAAGACACCUUGGCUUAUUAUUCUCAUGCAUAUGCCCAUCUACAGCAGUAACCUAGCCCACUAUAUGGAAGGUGAAAGUAUGCGAGCUGUCUUUGAGAGCUGGUUUGUCUGUUUCAAAGUUGAUCUCAUCUUUGCUGGCCAUGUACAUGCCUAUGAAAGAUCAGUUAGGAAUUUCUUUCCUUUUAGUGUCCAUUUUCUAUGGUAUCGCAUCUCAAACAUACAUUACAAUGUAUCCAGCGGUGACCGUUACCCCAUACCUGACAAAUCAGCUCCAGUGUACAUAACUGUUGGAGACGGAGGAAAUCAGGAAGGCCUUGCUGGAAGUUUUUGGGACCCACAACCAGAUUAUUCUGCAUUCCGGGAAGCCAGUUACGGUCAUUCUACAUUGGAGAUCAGGAACAGAACCCAUGCGUUCUACCAUUGGAACAGAAAUGAUGAUGGAAAAAAAGUAAAGACAGAUUCUGUAGUAUUUUACAAUCAGUACUGGGCAAGCAAUCUACAUAGGAGGAGGGGCCUUCAAAAGAGUCAUUGUAAACUCUAGGAGAAAUCAACUGCUGAAAUAAUUGGAUUGAGUUUCUUUACUCCUUGAAGCUAUUCAAUUACAUCCAUAGAUCUGUUGGUGCAUGUGGGUUACUAAAGUCUUUUCCACUGCUGGGAUUUGUACAAAGUAUAUUUAGUCAAAGAAAAUUUUGGCAUUUGGACAUAUGCGGAAACUACUUUUCAUUCAUGCGAAGUUUAUACAUAACAUGGCAAAGAAGUUUAUUUUGUUGCUGUUGCACUUGAAUUAAGUAAAAAUUUUGUACAUGGGAUAAUUUGUAGAAAUUUCACAAAGUUAUAUAAUUUUUAUCCAUUUUCAUGGAGAUGGUCA
This is a messenger RNA of Quercus robur (English oak), 1934 nucleotides long. Its product is annotated as bifunctional purple acid phosphatase 26-like. The record is from RefSeq and is a predicted model, not a curated record. Gene Ontology annotation, molecular function: metal ion binding; acid phosphatase activity. The coding region runs from base 138 to 1607 and encodes 489 amino acids. NCBI's taxonomy places the organism in Eukaryota, Viridiplantae, Streptophyta, Magnoliopsida, Fagales, Fagaceae. The transcript is spliced from 10 exons.